Messenger RNA from Daldinia caldariorum, 4477 nucleotides. RefSeq lists its product as uncharacterized. The coding region runs from base 142 to 4122 and encodes 1326 amino acids. The transcript is spliced from 4 exons. The record is from RefSeq and is a predicted model, not a curated record. NCBI's taxonomy places the organism in Eukaryota, Fungi, Ascomycota, Sordariomycetes, Xylariales, Hypoxylaceae.
AUAGGUAGAUUCACAGGGACACACUUAUAUAUCUGGCAUCUACAUACGUAUUACGUGUGUGCCUUAUAUAUAUACGACGGUUGGUGAGAAACACCAGCAUUAUCAUAUCUUAGUUAGGGAAAAAGGACGAAUACAGACCCCAUGGCCGACGAGAGCGGUUUUUUUACGCCUAAAACCGCAAGGGGACCUCGCGCUCCGGUGCUAAACCCUGGGGAGACUGUUCAAGGACUAGCAGCGGCGUGGCUGGAGUCGUAUAGAAACAGAUUACCUAGUGGACAUCACUGGGACUGGCAGCCGUUUUUCGAAGCACUAGUCGAAGGGAAUAUAGCCGUUAAUGGCGUCAGCGUCGUGUUUCCGCCCGACGAUGGCGAUCAAAUAGGCGGUUCGCCCCAAGAAUGGCGGCGGCGCGACGCUCGGGUAGCGCCCGUGGGGAAGGUACCGAAGCCUCCCGGCAGCGGAUCGUGGAAUUAUACGUGGUAUAUCCCCGAGUGGUCGCACCCUGAGUUCGACCCGGACUUCAUCGUAUCCUAUACUAAGGGAUUCCGCACCCUGGGCUCCAGAGAUCCGAUUGCGAGGCUGUUCCCGGCGCUGCGACCCGAGGACGUUAUAAGACAGCCGACGGAGUGGGCGAAACGGUUCGGCAUCUACCCAGGAGAACUAAAUGGUCGGAGUCGUCUGAGCCCAACCUUGUCUGCCACCCGCGAUCCGUGGGAGGACUACGCGAACCAGCUGAACUUGCUUUCGGACGAAGCUAGGCAUAAACUAUCCCAGGAGACGCAGGAAGCGGCCGCGAAGGCAGGGAAACCCGCACCUCCUCCGGGUUAUAUAGACAGGGACGCCUUGGAGAACUUGAUGAAUGCGGAACAGAGGAUGACGGGCGCACAGCUGCGGGCAAAGAUGAUGUCUUAUCUAACCAACGAUCACGUCCCCUUGAACCUACAAGUACAGCCUCCCACCACCCUGGAAGAGUUCGUAGACGAUCUCCGAGCGAAUUUCCCGCAUAUAUUAGAGGCGCACCGAACGUAUUUCCAGAAGGCCUUGGACGACCAAGAUUACCAACGGAUCAUUUUCCACGAUUUGACGUCCGACGAGCUGGUAUAUAACAAUAUUCAUACGCAGUCCAAUGACGUAGAAUGCGAUCUUGCAGGACCGCUCCAUUAUCUUCUUGAGAGACACAGGUGGUCAGAUACUUCAGCUAAAGGGGCUGAGAGGUUCGAUCCUCGAUUAUUGUAUAACAUUAACGGUAUAAGAGCGGAGUGGGAUAUGAGGACAAACGACGACCUGUGGAAUGCGAUGCAACCCGCGUUGCAAUUAUUGACCCGGCUUCUCAACAGCGAGCACCCUGGGCUGCACGAUCUAAUAGAUCUCAGGACUCGGUACAAGAUUUCACCAGAUAUAACUGCCGACCGGGAAAAUCCUAGGACGCCGACGCUCGUGGGGUACAGGCCCUUGAGCGAGAUGAAGUUGGACUUGGAGAACUCGUGGCCGGAGAUGAUAGAACUGAGUAAUAUGGGAUACGAUUUCCUCCACCACACGUGGAGGGUCCUCUCCGAGUGCCUCACUUUCGAGAUUAGCAGCGCGUGGUUUGAUCCCAUAGAGGUCGAUGAUAACAAUGCUGUUGACGGAGUAAGGGAGACGAAUGUCCUAACUUACGGCAUCACACAGCCGAGCGGUCGCGGCUCGAAUGCGAGAAUACAAAUCUGGAUAGCGGCGGAGUUGAUAUGGCCGUUGCUGGUGCCCCAGUAUAGCCAAAGCGAGAAGAUGACAGCGUCCUUCCUGAUUGCGUCGACGUUGAUGCACGAGUUCGCUCACGCCGUCAACUGCGCCCACUACUUGCUAACGACCGAUCCGUACUGGGCAUACGUUCCAGGCCAAUCCGGGUUAGUCGUAAACCUCCUCGGUCAACUAGGGACUGUUCUUUGGGACGUGGACGAGAGCGGAGGGGACCCUUUCUGGGAGGGUAUGGGUGCGGCCGAGGUCGGGUUUGAUCUCGAGAAGGCGGUCUGGGGCAUUCUCACCAACAGUAUGGUGGCUGGUACGUUUAUUCAGCCUUCCCGGCAGAUAGCCGCCCUGCCGUUAUUAGCAGAGUCCAAUCCGUGGCCUGUUGCUAGACACCCCCCUCCGAUAGGGUAUGACUACAUAGGACCGAUCGAGGAGUUAGAGUAUCCCACUGAGAAUUACACUCACCCGAUCCCUAUUGAUUUUAUGGCUCAGUUUUUCACACAGUCCUUCUGGACCAAUAUCUACCCAGUAUGGGGCCCCGAAGCCCUGAAGCUGAGCUCCAGGGAUCGUCUGCUCAAGACUUCGAUGGAACCUACUUGGAUAAAUGGAUCCAUGGGCGAGCAGGCGUACGGCCAGGCCGAAUGGUGGUUCAUAUCCUUUGUAUACCGGACGUUAGGGAAGAACAACUACAACAUACUAGCCGAGUACCUAAAACGAAGGGCGUGGAGCAUAAUACUGCCUAGUAUAUAUGCGCUCCGUUGGGAGUAUGAUUCUAGACAUUGGGACUUCCAUGUCAUCAUGUCCUUGCAUGUUAAUAUCAAAAAGCUGAACGAUACGGUAGAGAAUGCUUUCGAGAUCAACCGCGUACUGUCUUUGGACCACAACGGCAGAUUCUACGAGUACAUAUACCGACAAAACCGUAAUAUCCUUGGUGCUGUUGAUACCGUAACAAUGGAUUUCUACCAGUGGAUAGCACUGGUAGACAGAGACUGGGAUAGGUACUUUAGUGAAGGUACGCUUAUAAUGCGGGAAGUGUCCGCAACAUAUAGAGCUGUCAUGAAAGACAUCUCAUACCUGCAGCGUAUGGUCUUGGACUUCCUCAGCUUGAAUUUUAAUGCCCGGGCCAAUAUUUAUACGAACAACGGCGGUGCCGACCAAGGUCCUGUCGGGGUAAUAUACCGGCAUAUUCAAGAAGUCAAUGGAUGGCUCUCGCAUUUUAUAACGACAUUGAAUCUCUUGUCUAAUCUGUCGGCGGGUCAUGAUCGUGUCCAGUACGAGUGGUCCUCCUGGGAAACCCGCUACCGCUCUUGUCAUUUGGCUUGCUUGGACCUCCUAGAUAUGCUGGGGAAUCCGGACCAGUGGCAGCCGGACGACAUGAGCUGGAAAAGACGUUUUGCAACAAUACCCUCAUCCUACUGGAAAAACCGCCUGGAUCGAAUGCGGGUGCUGGCGCAUAGAGUAUACGUUCAGGCAGACCCAAGAGUCCGUCACGUUUUCGAUGAAUGCGAAAUCAUCAUGGACCGCGUACAAGGAACAGAGGGAAGGCCCCCUUCGUUCAACAAAAUCCAGCACAACAUGGACAGCUUGAAAGAAAAUAUAAAUGUGACGAGCCUGGGCCACCCCCAGCCUGUACAGGAUCGGGUCUAUAACUGGACCGCCCCCCGUCCAGUACGCGAGCCUGUACUGCCCAAAGGCUACGGUUUCACGCCGCAACCGUCGCCUAGCACUGCCGACGUCGUCACCAAAAUACCUGACCUAGGGCUUCCUCCUACCACCAAGGAAACAAUAAAAGAUGUGUUUGGAGUACCGCGAGACCCAAAAGUAAUCGGAACACGCGCGCCUCGGAGGCUUAAUCUAACGAGCUUAGACACAAGUGGCGGGCCAUCGCGAGAUGGUGGUUCUUUGGGUGCAACGAGUGGCGGGAUACAAAAAAACCGGCGCCCGUCGCACAAGGGCUUUGGACAUUGGAACAAGGAUCGGGACGGUGCCAAGUUUCUCUUCUCCGCGCAGAAGAUGAACAGUCUGGACGCCCUCCAGGAGGCCGCAGCGCAAACGUCAGCCAGCCAAAAUACGACUCCGCUAGGCUCGUUCGGAACAGGAGGGGCUUUCAUGAAUAAGGGAGACACCGUCUUCGUGGGAAAAGAUAUUGGGGAGAGAGCCGGGAACCUGCCGACCAUUUUCCCUAGUCCGUUCGCAAAUUCUUUAAUCACAACGGCUGAUGCUAUAAAUUACGACUACCAACGCGGCAUCCAGGAUGCCCAGAGGUUGCAGGAGCCAAAGGAUAGAUUGUUCGAAACAACACAACCAUUUAGAGAGGCCCGCGCUACAGGUUUUGAAGAUGACCACCGUUCUGACACCUCAACUCCACCCAACUACCCGCCCCCUCCUCCUGGUCCGUAGUCGACACUCCUAGGAUCGAUCCCGCUCAGCAGUAGUGGGACCUUGUUGUUUUAUUUAAUUUUCUUUUUCUUUUCCGAGCAAGCUCGAGUAGCGUAUUGUGACUCUCCUAAUUCCUCUUGGGCGGCUGGCACUGCGAAAGGCAACGAUGAGUGUGUAUAAUCAGAUAGAGGCGGAGAAGACGUGGAUUAACAAACCCACAACGGCAACCACUGCGUCGUUAGAGACCGAGCGAAUUAGCUACCUAGUUGUGUUUUUAGAGGCUUCCUUUGCCAUUAGGGUUAACUGUCUGUAAUUUGUUUCGGAAAUCUAUAGAAAUGUUCUGCUACUCUUUGGUAGAACUGGCGUAUCAUCAUAU